AUGAGCUCAGAGGCCAGAAAUAUCUCUCACACUGUGAGUGAGUUUAUCCUCUUGGGCUUCCCUUGCCACUGGGAAAUACAGAUCUUCCUCUUUGCCAUAUUCUUUUUGACUUACACCCUGACCCUCCUGGGAAACACGGCCAUCAUGUGUGCAGUGCGCUGGGAUCGUCGGCUCCACACCCCCAUGUACAUUCUGCUGGCCAACUUCUCCUUCCUGGAGAUCUGCUAUGUCAAUUCUGAUGUGCCAAACAUGUUGGCCAACUUUCUCUCCAAGACCAAAACCAUCACCUUCACUCGAUGCAUCUUGCAGCUGUACUUCUUCUUCUCACUAGGCACGACCGAAUGCUUAUUUCUCUCCAUCAUGGCCUAUGACCGAUUCCUGGCAAUCUGUCACCCCCUGCAAUACCCCACCAUCAUGACUACUAAGUUCUGCAGCAGCCUCAUCAUCCUUUGCUGGGUGUAUGGUUUCCUCUGGUUUCUGUUCCCAGUAAUACUUGUUACCCGGCUGCCAUUUUGUGGCCCUAAUGUGAUUGAUGACUUUCUGUGUGACCUGGGUCCCCUGCUAGCCCUGGCUUCAGCCUGUGUCCCAAUCCCAGGGACUGUUCUCAUAUGUGGCACCAUGAGCUCCCUCCUCAUCUUUGCCACCUUUUUCUACAUCAUUGGUUCAUAUACUCUGGUUUUGAGGGCUGUGAUGCAAUUGCCAUCAGCUGCUGGCCGGAAGAAGGCCUUCUCCACCUGCUCCUCACACUUGGCUGUGGUGUUUCUAUUCUAUGGCUCUGUCAUGCUGACAUAUGUGAGUCCUGGAUCAGGACAAGCAGAGGGCAUGCAGAAGUUCACUACUUUGUUCUACUCUGUUUUGACCCCUUUUUUCAACCCCAUGAUCUACAGCCUCCGAAAUAAAGAGAUGAAGGAUGCCUUGAACAAAGUUCUAGGAAGUUCCUAA
Messenger RNA from Choloepus didactylus (southern two-toed sloth), 942 nucleotides. Its product is annotated as olfactory receptor 11H6-like. Gene Ontology annotation, molecular function: olfactory receptor activity; G protein-coupled receptor activity. Gene Ontology annotation, biological process: G protein-coupled receptor signaling pathway. Lineage: Eukaryota; Metazoa; Chordata; Mammalia; Pilosa; Megalonychidae. Bases 1 to 942 code for a protein of 313 amino acids. Gene Ontology annotation, cellular component: membrane. The record is from RefSeq and is a predicted model, not a curated record. The transcript has a single exon.